Molecule: messenger RNA, 7148 nt
Organism: Amphimedon queenslandica
Lineage: Eukaryota; Metazoa; Porifera; Demospongiae; Haplosclerida; Niphatidae
Product: sacsin-like
Exons: 2
Molecular function (GO): Hsp70 protein binding
Source: RefSeq, a predicted model, not a curated record
GCAUUGCACAAACCAGUAGCGUAUCAUAUUCAAAAGCCAUGGCAGUUUUGCAAUAUUUAUCAUCAUUUCCUGAUGAAUUGAGUCAGAAAGUAUCCACAAAUUCAGACUCACUAUUAGUUGCAUUAAAAAAGCUCAAUGCACAGUCCUGUUGGCUACCAGUAGCAAGUAAACAUCCUCAUGAAUAUCCUUCCUGUUUAGAGUGGAAAGGCUCAAAGUAUCAGUUUUGUUUAGCUUCAGCUAAAUCUAUUGCUAAUCCAUUGAUGUUAGUAUCAGAAGACCUUGCUUCAUCUCAUUUACCAUUAAUAGCAGGCUCUCAAGCCUUUUUUGUUCAAGGAGUUCCAGUUCAACUCAUGGAGCAACUGGGAAGAUCUCAAGCUCUAAUAACAGCCAUUGCAUCUCAUUUUAAUGAGGUAAUUAAGAAUGAACAUAAAAUACAUAAAAAUCUUUUAUCAAAAAUUUCCAUCGAAACAUAUACCUAUUUAAAAAAGAAUAAACUGUUUUGCAGUGCAAAUACUUUUGCUGCUUUUGAUAAUUGGGUAUUUAUUGAAAACAAGUUUUUAAGCCCACAGCAAAUAGCAAUAGAAGCUAAUCCUACCUUUGAAGCAAAUUUGGAACCAUUUGUUUAUGUAUUACCAAGUAAUUUGUCAGAUUUUGCAGAUAUCUUUUCCUUACUUGGCAUAAAUCAUCAAGUAACACCUCAACAGAUUUUUGGCAUUCUUCAUUCAAUAAAAUCUGCUACUCAUGAUCAAAUAACUGCUACAAAAGCUUGGACAAUAGUCACAGCUAUACUAGAAUGGCUAGCAGAAGAUAUCAAUAGAAUUGGUGACGGCGAUGUUCUUGUACCAGUUGAGAGUAAGUCCUUUUUUCCUAAUCUUAUUCCUGUUCAAGAGGUAUCCUAUACCAAUAAUGAAGUGCUUUGUAAUAUUGCUAAUGCUUCGGGUGAGGAGUAUCAUCUAAUACAUCCCAAAGUGUCUCAUUUGUCAGCAGAGCUGGGAAUAGCUCCACUAAGUGAUCAACUUAACAUAACUGAAGAUAUAUUUGAAGAUGCUGGUCAACAUGAACCAAUAACAACUCGUCUUAGAAAUAUUCUAAAAGAAUAUAAAGAUGGUUUGACUAUUAUAAAGGAGAUGAUUCAAAAUGCUGAUGAUGCUGGGGCAACUGAAGUCAAUAUAUUAUACGACAAUCGAACACAUUCAACUAAAAAUUUAAUACUUAAAGGAAUGGCAGAUAGUCAUGGUCCAGCAUUGAUAGUACACAACAAUGGUAGUUUUACUAAAGAAGACUUUGAAAACAUAACCAAACUGGCUGGUGCUACUAAAGCUAACCAGCCACUUAAAAUUGGUAAAUUUGGUAUUGGUUUUUGUUCAGUGUAUCACAUCACUGAUGUACCUUCCUUUGUUAGUGGCAAGUGGUUGUAUAUAUUUGAUCCAACACUUCAAUUCCUGAAAGGUGUAGUCCAUGAUCAAAGCAAACCUGGUAAAAAAAUAAAGUACCAGCAGUCAAGGAUUUUUUCUAAUUGUCAGGAUUUGGUGCCUUAUGAAGGUUUAUUUGGCUUCAGUUCUUUAUCAGACUAUGAAGGGACAAUGUUCAGGUUUCCUUUUAGAACAAGUUCCAGUCAGAUUAGUUCUACAGUUUACAAUGAACAUCUUGUAGAAGAUAUAAAAAGAGAUUUAAUUGAGUGUGGUUCUAAAUUAUUGCUCUUUUUGCAGCACGUGAAGCGCAUCACAUUUAGUUCACUGAGAGGCAAUGAGAAAAUCAUUGAAGUCUCAAUUGAUGUUAGUAGCAGUAGUAAUGAUGAUAUUCACGAAGUUGUGAUCAAGUCACCACAUAAUGGAAGUGGUACUGAACAUUGGUUAAUAGCUAGUCAAGAAGAGCAGUGGCGAUACCAGAAUAACAUAGAACCAGCUGUGGCUUCUGUAGCAUGUCAACUUGAUAGAACCAACACAAAUUGUUAUAACUGUAAGGAAACAGAAGGAAAUGCAUUUUGUUUUUUGCCAUUAGCAUUGCCUAGUACUGGCUUACCAGUACAUGUCAGUGCUAAUUUUGCUGUUAUGAGUAACAGAAGUGGUAUUUGGACUGAAGUUUCAUCAGGUACAGUUACUGAUUCAAAAGAACGAUGGAACAAAAACCUAAUGGAAAAAACUAUACCGGAAGCUUAUUGCAAAUUACUUCAAAAAUUGCAAGCAAUGCACUGCUCUGGAACUUUACUUGACUAUGAGUUCCAUAUGUUGUGGCCACUUGCUACAAAUCUACACAUGAAAUAUCCAUGGGUUUUUCUUGUUGCUGGCUUGAUAAAGCUGUUAUCAGAAAAAGAGCUCUUCUACUCAGCUUCAUUAAAUAAAUGGCAGACACUAAAGCAGUCUAGUUUUAUUCCUUCACAGUUAUUCUCAAUAGAUGGUAAGUAUUCCUUUCCUGAAGAGGCUCUUUGUAUUCUUCAAUUACCAGUAGUUUCUUUACCGCCUGGCCAUAUGCAGCAGUUGAAGAUGUUAAAUGAUAGCCUACAUGUUCUUAAUGAAGAUAAUUUUACUAGGUGUUUUUUAUCUAAUAUAAUAUUAUUUGAUGAACACAUACAAAUUCGCAAUCAAGUUAUAUUCCGUAUGUUAUUAGCUAUUGCCAUGUCAGAGCAAAUAGAUUCAGAUGAUUAUGAGAAUGUCAAAAGCAAAAUAAAAAAGUUUCCAUGCAUCCCAUGCUCUCCUAAUGGCAUGAACUUAAAGGUAGCCAACCAACUAAUUGACCCAGUUGUAUUUACAGACAUAUUUGACCCUGAUGAUGCCAUGUUUCCUUUAGCAAGCUUUUGUCAAAAUAAUUUGGGUGAGGGUCAUGUGCUACUGUCUCCUUAUGGACUAAUUUGUAAUUCACGUAGUACAGCAAGAGGCACUGCUCUCAUAGUUGGCUCUCAAAGAGCAAUACUUAAUACUAAUUCUGUCAGUGAUGGAGGUUGUGGCACUAUAGGACAAAGGGUGAUUAAGUUAUUAGAAAUUGCUACUAAGCCAUCAUUUGAUGAAGUUCUGAAACACUUAAAUACUUUGAUUCGUUCAUUUAAACCAUCUGCACCUAGAGUUCAUUAUGAAAUUAUUAAUGAAAUGUGUCGUGAAAUAUAUACUUUUUUUGAUGAAUUACUUGAUAAUCCUUUGCUUCAUGAGUCAUUAUCACAGUAUUACAAUAAACCAUUUAUAUGGACAGGUAAAACUUUUGUUUGUCCAUGGGAUGUGGCUGUUAACUGGAAUUAUCAUGAUGGACCAUAUCUUUACAAGCUGCCAUCAAUGCUUUCUGAAAAAGAUAAACUUUUAAAAUGCCUUGAUAUUAAGAAAGAUUUUAACUAUGAGGACAUAUUGGUAGCUUUUGAGAAAAUGUAUAAAGAAUUUGAGUCACAUCAACUUCAAGAAAGUGUUCGAGAUAUUGCUUUGAGCAUGAUUUCAGAGUUAAAUUCAAUGACCAUUGAUUCAUCUCAAGUUUCAGAUUAUAAGAGAGAUAUUAUACUUAUUGAUAAUUCUUUUACUCUUCGACAAGUCAGCCAAUUAUCCUUUAAUGAUUCACCAUGGCUACCACCAGACAAUGAGAGCUUCUUUGUACACAAUAAACUAACUCGAGAAGUAGCACUGACACUUGGUGUUAAACCCACAUGUAGCAGGUUUUUGAAUAAAUUUGCCCCUCAGUCACAACAAAGUUUUGUUGGGGUUCCCUUUGGUCAAAAGGAAGAACUCACUCGACGUAUUAGGAAUAUACUGCAGGAAUAUCCACUUGAUGCAACAUUUCUUAAAGAACUACUACAAAAUGCUGAUGAUGCUAAAGCUACUAAAAUAAGAGUAAUACUUGACAAAAGACAGCACAAGAAAGAAAAAGUACCUUCAGAAGAAUGGGGAAAAGAAUUACAAGGACCUGCCCUACUGGUAUGGAAUGAUAAGGAAUUUAGUGAUGCUGAUUUGGAGGGUAUUCAGAAGUUGGGUCUUGGUUCUAAGCGUGACGACGAUGAAUCAAUUGGCCAGUUUGGUAUUGGUUUCAAUGUAGCAUAUCACCUGACUGACUGUCCUAGUUUUAUUACUAGAGGAAACACACUUUGUGUAUUUGACCCACACUGCAGAUACAUACCAGAAGCAGAUCACUCCUGUCCUGGAAGACGAUAUAACAUUGAUGAUAACUUUUUAGAAGGUAUGAGUCAUCUUAAAUCCAGCUUUCUUUGGGUUUCAUCAUCUAAUGUUCAUUGGCCUGAUAAUUUAACAACUGGUACUCUCUUUAGAUUCCCAUUACGAACACAAAGUGGACUCCAAUCAACUGAAUUGUUAGACAAAACAGCUUUCAAAAAACACAUUUCUGUCAGUGUAAUGGAAGAGAAGCUCACUAAUUGGGUGAAUGAAAUUGAAGAUGCUCUUCUAUUCUUGAAUCACAUCAAAAAAUUUAGCUUCUAUAUUAUUGAUGAUAAGCACAGCUCAUUAAAGCUGAGCUAUGAAAUAAGUAUUUCACAAGAAGACCAACAACAGAGAGAAGGAUUCCAUCAGAAGCUGCUUUCUUUCAAAACUAGCAAAGAGCCAUUUAUUGUGACAUAUCCAAUACAGCUUACUAUUGUGAAGCCUCAUAAUGAAGAAGUUACUAAAAGAUGGCUCAUUCAAAAUGGAGUUGGUAAUUUAUCAAAAUCUCCAACAGAACAGUUAUCACUUAAUAGAGUUCAGCCAAAGUAUGGCAUUGCAGCUCCUUUGGAUGGAGAUACUCAUAUACAUGGGCAUGUUUUUUGCUUUUUGCCAUUACCUGUGUUUACAAAUCUUCCAGUACAUGUCAAUGGUCAAUUUGCUCUAAAUAACAAUCGUCGUUCACUUUGGAAUGGAGACAAGGAAGACAAUAAGAUAAAAUGGAACAGAUUCAUCUUACAAGCUAUAGCAUAUUGCUAUGCAUUGCUGUUAGACAAAGCUAGACCUUAUUUUAUUUCUGAGUCUGAAAGUUAUUCUUUACGAGAUUUUUCUUCAAUUAUUAACAGUUAUUAUGAUCUUUUUCCUCUACUCAAGAAAGGUGGUGAUAGUGAAAGAUUAGAGGGUGACUGGCAUACAUUAGCUCUUAAUGUAGUGCAACAUCUUUAUGAUCAAAAUACAUCUGUUCUUGCAAUUCAGGUCCUGACAUCACAAAGUAAGGCAAAAGUGGAGUGGCGUUCAUUGGAAAGUGAUAAUGGAUUUACCCAGGUAUACUUUCAGCCUGAGCAUGUUAAGAGUAUAAUACCUGUUGUAAAUAAAAUUCAAAUGUCAGUAACUUGUGCACCUCAUUGUAUCUAUCAAACCUUUAAGAAAGUAUAUCAUCCUCCAAUAAUAAGUCCAAUGUCUGUAUUUUCCUUUUAUACUAAUUUUUCUUCUUUGAUUUUGACAUCUGGUGUACCAGUUAAGCUACAGGAAAGUCCUUUUCAAACUAUUCAAUGCUUUCAAGAAUUUCUUAAAUAUAUUUUAUGUCAUUCCUCUGAGUUUCCAAAAUCUCCUAAUGGCUAUCCACUCUUGCUCACAUCUGAUGAUAUUCUUAGAAAUUUUAAUGAGAACGACCAAGUACUUUAUAGUAGCUAUUUCUCACUUUUUUCUAAAAGUAAAGCUAAGUUCUUGCAUCCAGAACUCUUCAAAAUAUCUCUUUCACAGCGCUAUUUUCUCAGUAAAAGUAACAGCAGUUUAUUCAGUCAAAUAUCGAAGUUACUUCACGAUAAUUUACCAUCAAAAUUAAAAGGAAAUGAAGCACCCAGCAAUGUUAUUGAUGGUCAUACCCUUAAAAAAUUAUGGGAAUGCAUUACAACAGAUGACUAUUUCAUUAUCUAUCAGAAUGAAAUUGUUCAGGAGUGGGCCUUGUUACCAGCUAGGAAUAAUAAACUCUACAGUUAUGCAUCUGGUGUAUUGCCAAUUGUUGAACCUGACAUAAUGCACGUAUUGCACAAUGCUUUUAAUGUUUUAAAGGAUUUGAAUGUCCCUAUACUUGUAUCUGAAGGAUAUCCUCAAGCAAUAUUUAAUUAUUGUCCUAGCAUGACACAAUACAAUAGUAUUUUGGAUGUCAUCUUUCAUGUAUGCAGACAAAAUGAGCAUUGCUUUACCCAAAAAGUUACAACGCUAAAUGACUCACAAAUUCAGGUUAUAAUGUCAUACUUCAACAAAACAUCAUUUCAUAAUAACACAAAGAUUUUAGACAAGAUCCUAUGCCUCCCUUUGUUCAAAAGUAUUAAUGGAACAGUCACAAAGUUAGUUGAAAAACGUGUUUGUCUUUGGCCUGAUGACCCUCAAUUCCCACUAGAAGCACAUGAUAAGUGGGCACCUAUUGACAGAAUUGUCUUCUUAGAAAGAGAUGGAUCUUGGAAAUGGUUAUGUCAAAAUAAUUUUUCUAUUCUUGGUCAGGAGUUGUCACCUACUGAAGUGUAUUGUGACAUAAUUUUUCCAGUAUUUGACAGACUAAAUUUUGAUGAACGAAUGUGUCACAUGGAAUACAUUAGGAAGAGUCUCUUUCCUAAUUUAAAACAUGCUUUACAAAUGACAGGGAAACAGAGUGAACAAGCUAAAAAGUUUGUUAACUGUGCAAGGAAUUUGCCAUUCUUAGUUUCUCAUUCAAAUGAUGACAAACUUUAUCCUGUUAAUCAUUUUGUUGAUCAUACCAUGGAGAUAUUCAAUUCAUUCUCUGACAGGUUUAAUUUUCUUGCUGAAGAAUAUAGAAAAGAAGAAUGGCUUGAUUUCUUGAGGUUUAUUGGUCUUCGUACUAAGGUAGCACCAGAGGAAUUUGUAAAAUUUUGUGAUGAAGUGUCAAAAAGUCAUUGCAAAGAUACCUCUACUGUACUUGUGGAAUACCUUUUCUCAACUAAAGCCACGGCUAUCCAUAAGUCACCAGCACUCUUGUCUAAAAUUUGUGAAAUUCCUUUUGUUUGUACUGCUGAUUUGAGUCCAUUAUCAUGGAUUGCUCCACCUUACAGUGCAGGUUUUACUUGUUUAAAUGAAGCUGUUGGAUAUGAAGAUGCUCCACUUCUGUGGACUGUUAGACCAGUUAUAAAAUUGCCAAAAUACUCUAUAACUGUGCUUAAAAACAGAAAAGGGAAAAUUGUAAUGGAGCCAUCUGUCACAGAUGUUUUUGAAAACAUAAUUAAUAUUUCAAAAUCAGAUUUGGCUGACUUUAACUUAAUGUCAACAUAUAAACUACCAUCUGUAUCA